This is a messenger RNA of Cucumis sativus (cucumber), 1238 nucleotides long. Its product is annotated as phenylcoumaran benzylic ether reductase Pyrc5. Bases 138 to 1067 code for a protein of 309 amino acids. The record is from RefSeq and is a predicted model, not a curated record. NCBI's taxonomy places the organism in Eukaryota, Viridiplantae, Streptophyta, Magnoliopsida, Cucurbitales, Cucurbitaceae. The transcript has 5 exons. Gene Ontology annotation, molecular function: oxidoreductase activity.
UCCUACUAUUAUCUUAUUCUCAUUUUCCUUUGGCGCUACUCUCUUUCCCCCUUCUCUUCAACUUUUUUCCCCGAAAAUCUCGACUCGGCUCUGCCCAUCGUUUUUCCGAUCGAUUCCUCGCCGAGAAUCUUCUUCCAAUGGCCGCCAAAAGCAGAGUCCUAGUCGUCGGAAGCACUGGCUACAUCGGUAAAUUCAUCGUCGAGGCCAGCGCCAAGGCCGGUCAUCAGACCUUCGCUCUCGUCCGAGAUUCUUCUCUCUCCCAUCCAGCCAAAUCACAGAUUAUCCAGAGCUUCAAGAGCAUCGGAGUCACUAUCCUCACUGGGGAUCUGUUUGAGCAUGAGAGUUUGGUGAAAGCUAUGAAGGAAGUAGAUGUGGUGAUCUCAGCCGUCGGUCUUUAUCAGUUAAGCGAUCAAGAUAAGCUUAUUUCCGCCAUUAAAGAAGCUGGCAAUAUCAAGAGAUUUUUUCCGUCGGAGUUCGGGUAUGAUGUAGAGAAUGUACAUGGAAUUGGAGUGGUUAAAUCGAUUUUCGAGGCAAAGGUUAAGAUUCGUCGAGCUGUGGAGGCUGAAGGGAUCCCGUACACUUAUGUAUUGUCUUACUACUUCAAUGCUUUUUGUCUUCCUAGAUUGGCUCAACAUGGGGCCACUGCUCCACCUAGAGACAAGGUUGUCAUUCAAGGGGAUGGAAAUCCCAAGGUAAUUUUCAACAAAGAAGAAGACAUUGCUUCCUACACCAUUAAAGCAGUGGAUGAUCCAACAACUUUGAAUAAAAUUCUUUACAUUAAGCCUCCUCCAAAUGUCCUCUCAAUCAAUGAACUUGUGGCCCUCUGGGAAAGCAAAAUUGGCAAAACUCUUGACAAAACCUACAUUUCAGAGGACCAAUUAUUAAACAAUAUUCAAGAGGCAGCAUAUCCACUGAAUUUGAUGCUAUCCUUUGAUUACUCAAUAUUUGUGAAGGGAGAUCAUAAAGCCAACCUUGAAAUUGAACCAUCCAUUGGAUUGGAAGCUACAAAGUUGUAUCCAGAUGUCAAAUACACUCCUGUCGAUGAAUAUCUCAAUCAAUUUGUUUAACUACUUUUCCCUUCCUUUUUUUCUCUGAUAUAUUGUCUGUACUAAGACUACCAUAAGUCACUUUAUUUUCAUAAGAAAAGAAAGAAAGUAAUUUGGACCAUUACAUCCUUUUAUAUUUCAUAUUUAUAUAUGUACAAAUAAUAAUUGUUGAGUUAUCCCACUCUUACGACU